Suillus subalutaceus is the source of this 1542-nucleotide messenger RNA. RefSeq names its product cytochrome P450. Gene Ontology annotation, molecular function: heme binding; oxidoreductase activity, acting on paired donors, with incorporation or reduction of molecular oxygen; iron ion binding. The transcript has 12 exons. The coding region runs from base 1 to 1542 and encodes 513 amino acids. The record is from RefSeq and is a predicted model, not a curated record. Lineage: Eukaryota; Fungi; Basidiomycota; Agaricomycetes; Boletales; Suillaceae.
AUGCAGCUCGUCCUCAGUGCUGCAGUUUGUCUUGCUGUAGCGGGUGUAAUUUUUUGGGCUUCCCGUCCUAAAUCAAAAAGUGGCCUUCCUCUUCCACCUUCCCCUCCCACUUGGAAACUUGGAGGGCACGUCCUGCCACCUCGCAGACCAUUCCUCACCAUAGCGGGAUGGAUUGACGAGUACGGUCCUUUGAUUACUAUUCGAUUAAAAUUCGAGCGAAUUGUUAUAUCGGCCGUUACAAAGUCAGUCCUUACACGCUGCGAUAUCAUAUCCUGGCUCAAAGACGUUCCGUUGCAGGCCGCCGUAGAAAUUAUGGAGAAUCAGGGAAAAUUUCUAGCUGAUCGUCCUCCCAUGAUUGCUGCUGGAGAGUUAUUUAGCGGCGGAAUGAGCAUUGCCUUUAUGCCUUUCGUGGACCGGUUCCGUCGCAUGCGUAGAGCACUUCAUUCUCAUCUCCAACCUAAAGCAGCUGAGGCGUAUCAGCCACUGCAAAUGUCACACGCGAAGGACAUAGUUCUUGGCGUUCUUGAUAAUCCACACAACCUCCGGCACCAUGUGAUAACUUUUGCUGCGGCGACAAUUAUGAAAAUUGCAUAUGGGAAGAAUACGCUCACGUCUGCGACUGAUCCCGAAGUCAUUGAGAUGCAACAAAUUGUCAGGGUGACUACUGAAAUCAUGCGUCCUGCUGGGGUUGAGAGGAGUAAGAAAUUCUACCUUGAUCAGCUAAACCGCGUGAAGGAGCAAAUGCAGAGCGACGUGGACAUCGGCCCCUCGUUCACGAAAAAUAUGCUGGAAGAUAGCCAAUCCUAUGGUUUAACAGAAACCGAGAUGGCCUUUCUUGGUGGUGCCUUUUUUGGAGCUGGAUCAGAUACGACUUCUAGGUCGAUAUGCACGGUGCUCAUGGCAGCCGCUUGUUUCCCCGAGGAGCAAGCUAAAGUUCAGGCCGAGCUCGACGCGGUCAUCGGAAGGCACCGAGCGCCGACCUUUGCUGACAAAGGGUCCCUUCCUCGCCUGCAAGCAUUCAUCUCUGAGGCUUUGAGAUGGCGACCUGUAGCUUCUGGCGGUGUCACAAUAUUCACGCUGCAGGACUGGCUCACUGCACAGCCAAAGACGUGGUUUGGGCAAGCGAUCUUUGAACAAGCAAUUGCACAAAUGAUGAUUUGGCCCAUCAGGAAAAUUACUGUAUUCCAGCUGGGACUACGGUGUUCGGCAACCAUUGAUGUCUACCCGGAGCCUUAUGCGUUCAAGCCUCAACGCUGGAUUGACGACGAAGGUGGCCUGAGAGACGAUUUAAAAUUCUUUGUUUACGGCUUUGGCCGGCGUGUAUGCCCUGGUCAACAUGUCGUGGACAGAUCAGUGUUCAUAAUUACCCUCCUUAUUCUUUGGGCCUACAAACUCACUCUGGAUCCUACGAAGCCAUUAGAGGACAUGGAGUUCAUGGACGGCUUGAUGCCCGACGUCCUGUCAUGCACAUUUGAAUUUGAGAAGAGGAUUCCGGAAACGGAGCUCAGGAGCAUGAUGCAGUAUUAUCCUGAGGUCGCAUGA